GGGCAGCAAAUUAAUAUAUAAGGUAGCAACAGGGCUCUGCAAGCACUUACAUUUCUCUAACUUCUCUGUGCUUUACACUGCAACUACUACUUCAACUUACCCACAAGCAUAAUGGCUAAUAGACCACAAGGAUUUGGAAUGACUGCUGAAGUAGCAGCCAAGAUUGCAGGGAAGUAUGAUGCUAGUUUGGAUGCACAAGCAAGAGAUUGGAUCAAUCAAGUUACUGAACCAGAAGAGGAACUGGCAAUAGAUGGCAAUCCAGAUACCCUUCACGAAGGGCUCAAGGACGGCGUGCUCCUCUGCAAACUAAUCAAUGUAAUCUGUCCAGGAUCUGUAAACAAGGUUAACACAAGCAAAAUGGCAUUCAAGCAGAUGGAGAACAUCGGAAAAUUUUUGGAUGCUUGCGAAACAUAUGGAGUAAACAAGCUGGAUUUGUUUCAAACUGUCAGUUUGUACGAAGCAACUAAUAUGCCUCAGGUAAUCGAUGGGAUCCAUGCUCUUGGUAGAAAGGCUGGCAGUAAGGGAUUUUCACCCUCCAUUGGAGCAAAGGAGUCGCAACAAAACAAGAGGGAAUUUACUGAUGAGCAGUUGCAGGCUGGCAAGGGUGUCAUUGGUCUCCAGAUGGGCUCGAACAAGGGAGCUAGUCAAGCAGGCAUGGACUAUGGUAAACCUCGCCAGAUUGCCGAGCAAACACCGACUUUUAAUAGCUCUCACACAAUGUCUGAUCGACCUAGAGGCUAUGGAAUGACAGCUGAAGUAUCUGAUAAAAUACAGGGCAAAUAUAGCCCGGAACUAGAGAGAGAAGCUAGAGAGUGGAUGGGUGAUGUGAUUGGAGAAACUGUUGAAGGCCCAAUCCAAGAUUCCUGCAAAGAUGGCCGCAUCCUCUGCAAGCUGAUUAACACGAUUCAACCUGGAUCUGUGAGAAAAAUCAACGAAAGCAAGAUGGCCUUCAAGCAGAUGGAGAACAUCGGGAAUUUCCUCGAUGCUUGCGUUGCUUAUGGCGUACCUAAAACAGACCUGUUCCAGACUGUGGACUUGUUCGAGGCUCAAAAUAUACCCCAGGUGGUCAAUGGUAUCCAUGCUGUUGGUAGAAAAGCUGGCAAGAAGGGAUUUAAUGGACCUACCAUUGGACCAAAGGAGGCAGCUGCAAACAAAAGAGACUUCACUGAUGAACAGUUGAAGGCAGGGCAGAAUGUCAUUGGUCUCCAGAUGGGCUCAAACAAGGGAGCUAGUCAAACAGGCAUGAGCUAUGGCGCACCUCGCCAGAUCCAUGACCCUACUGCUUAAAGUGACUGCUAUAGAGAG
This is a messenger RNA of Halichondria panicea, 1305 nucleotides long. RefSeq names its product rac guanine nucleotide exchange factor B-like. Gene Ontology annotation, cellular component: actin cytoskeleton. The record is from RefSeq and is a predicted model, not a curated record. Bases 112 to 1287 code for a protein of 391 amino acids. The transcript has 8 exons. Gene Ontology annotation, molecular function: actin filament binding. Gene Ontology annotation, biological process: actin filament organization; actomyosin structure organization. Lineage: Eukaryota; Metazoa; Porifera; Demospongiae; Suberitida; Halichondriidae.